GGAAGUCCCUCCACAGGAAGCAGAGGCAGCGACCGAGUCACGUGUCAGCCAAAGAUGGAGGCCAGGCGACCUGAGUGAAGGUUGUAGCAAACACCGGCGCGGGAGAACCUGGGCAAGCAUCGCGGCUGGGAGGAGGGCAUAAGGUGCCGUUCAUCCCGCCGAGUGCAUGUCACAGCUUUCUGGAAUGCUUCGGUCGAGUGAAAUUUUCUAAUUUUAAACUAACGUCCAAAAUGGAAAAUCAUACACAAAGUACUAUCAAAGAAGAUUCAAUAUUUGAUAUCAUAUCCAGAAAAAUUAAACAACUUCCAGAACCAGAAAGGAAUCUGCUUGAACAUGGAUCAGUAUUUGUUGGACUUAAUGCUGGUUUCAGUGGCCUAAUAGCAAACAGUCUUUAUCGGCGCAUCUUGCACGUGACCCAAGCUCGACUAGUUUCUAGCUUACCGAUGGCCAUGAUGCCAUUUUUGACAGCGAGCCUGACUUAUGGAGGUUUUGUAAGCAUACCCUUGAGUAGAGGUGAUUUGAACUGUGAAGCCUGUGCCAUGAGCCGGGGCGCACUAGUUGGUUUUGUUAUGGGUGGUGUAUACCCUAUCCUUUUUGCUCUAUCUGUGAAUGGGGGCCUUGCUGCCAGGUUUAAAUCAAGCUUUCUACCAAGCAAAGGAAACUUCUUAUAUUACUGGACUACAGUUUCUAAACCUGUCUGUAGAAAGAUGGUAUUUCCCAUUUUACUUCAGAGUGUGUUUGCAGCACACCUUGCGUCUAGACAAUACAAACUCCUCAUAAAGGCCCUUCAGUCACCUGAACCUGAACCUGAACCUGAACUGAUGUAAAGCAAAUAUAUACAACAAAAAUAAAAUAAUGAAAAUAA
This is a messenger RNA of Onychomys torridus (southern grasshopper mouse), 865 nucleotides long. It is a transcript of the gene Tmem126a, whose product is annotated as transmembrane protein 126A. Gene Ontology annotation, biological process: mitochondrial respiratory chain complex I assembly. Gene Ontology annotation, cellular component: mitochondrion. Lineage: Eukaryota; Metazoa; Chordata; Mammalia; Rodentia; Cricetidae. The coding region runs from base 231 to 827 and encodes 198 amino acids. The record is from RefSeq and is a predicted model, not a curated record. The transcript is spliced from 6 exons.